Messenger RNA from Nothobranchius furzeri (turquoise killifish), 2969 nucleotides. Its product is annotated as ras-related protein Rab-14. Gene Ontology annotation, cellular component: phagocytic vesicle; recycling endosome; trans-Golgi network. NCBI's taxonomy places the organism in Eukaryota, Metazoa, Chordata, Actinopteri, Cyprinodontiformes, Nothobranchiidae. The record is from RefSeq and is a predicted model, not a curated record. Gene Ontology annotation, molecular function: GTPase activity; GTP binding. Gene Ontology annotation, biological process: endocytic recycling; phagosome maturation; Golgi to endosome transport.
ACCGCUAAACAUUCGUAGAAGAAGAAGCGAAGGCGACGCGUCGCGGAAAAGAGAGCUAUUUCCUGACGGCUUAGCAGGUUAUCCAGCUAACGGCGUUAACUGUCGGCUUAUCCAGCACUUUAAUCAGGUUCGCAGGUUGAACACACUGCCGGACUGAAGAGUCACGAUGACAGCCGCUCCUUACAACUACUCCUACAUCUUCAAAUACAUCAUCAUCGGUGAUAUGGGCGUCGGGAAGUCGUGUUUGCUGCAUCAGUUUACAGAGAAGAAAUUCAUGGCGGACUGUCCCCACACCAUCGGGGUGGAGUUUGGGACCAGGAUUAUGGAGGUCCACAGUCAGAAGGUGAAGCUACAGAUCUGGGACACAGCUGGUCAGGAGCGCUUCAGGGCCGUCACCAGGUCCUACUACAGGGGGGCCGCAGGGGCCCUCAUGGUCUACGACAUCACCAGGAGGAGUACCUACAACCACCUGAGCAGCUGGCUGACGGACGCCAGGAACCUGACCAACCCCAACACGGUGAUCAUUCUGAUCGGGAACAAGGCAGACCUGGAGGCCCAGAGGGACGUGACAUACGAGGAGGCCAAACAGUUUGCUGAGGAGAACGGUCUGCUGUUUCUAGAAGCUAGCGCCAAGACAGGUGAGAACGUGGAGGAGGCCUUCCUGGAAGCAGCAAAGAAGAUCUACCAGAACAUCCAGGACGGGAGUCUGGACCUCAACGCUGCAGAGUCGGGAGUCCAGCACAAACCGUCGGCGCCGCAGGGCGGCCGUCUGAACGCCGACAGCCAGCCGGCUAAAGAAGGCUGCAGCUGCUAACCUCAGAACCACCAAACGGGUCGACAGAUGGACAAACACGGACCGGUUCGGUCCAGAUUCUCUCCCUCUAAUCCACUCAUCAGUUCUGAACCCGAGCCAAGAAUCCGCUAAACCCGCCUGGUUCCUCCUCUUGGCCCGUCACCUGUUCAGGUCUGUGGUUGCUGGUUCUGAUCCACUUUGACCCGGACUGGUUUGGCUUUUCUCCAAAUUAAACGUAAACAUGAUAAAUCCACUUCUGGGUCAGAACUUAGUCCUUACCUGGCCCGCAAGCUCAGAACCAACCUGCUUCCUCCAGGUCUGAACUUCUGUUGGUCCAACUCCAUCAGAACCACCAAUCUCCACUAAUGUCAGAACCAUGUGAGAACUGAAACUGGACCAGACCCAGACCUCAACCGGGCCAGGCGAUUAAAACAGUCAAAAGUCCCAGAACCGGGUCAGAGAGGUCCACAUCAGGCUCACCAAGCAGCUCCAGGUCAUCCACCAGAACUGACCUGUGGGCCAGAAUCACUAAUAUUUGGCACCGUGGUGGACUCAUUCAGAACCGGAGCUGAACUUGGACCACCUGGUCCAAAUGAUGACCCGGUCCAGACUGAGGUACUCCAGGUUUAAAACUCUUAAGUGUCACAGAAGUCCAGAAUUUAAACUUUGGAUGUUCUGAAAUAGGUUCUGACCCGUGGUUCUGGCUAGAACCUCCUGGGUUCAGAUCUGAUGCCUCCAAAUGGACCUCUGUCAUAAACCCCAAGUCAUUCCAGAACUUGGUUCUGACCUUUAUCUGUAAUCUGAAGCUUUGAAAACCCUUUGUGUCUCAAAUCCAAAAGUGUUAGAUCUACCAGAACCGGGCCUGAGUAACUGGGUUCUGGUGCAGUGGAGUUCUGUUUGGUUCUGACCCAAAUCAGCUGGUUACUCAGCUCAGAGUUUUACAAAUGAUCCGGUUUGGUUCUACUCAGCCUCUGGUGGUGUUCUGGUCUCAGGCCCGGUUCUCAGUCAGAAGUCCAGGAUCCCACAGCUCCCCCUGGUGGCCGGCCGUGGUUUCUGCCGCAGUCAAACAUCCGGCUUCAUUUACUUCCUGUUUUUAGUCUGGUUCACCUUUGACCCCUGACGGUAAAUAGAAACUCCAGAGGUAGUUUGACCACCUGUCAAUCAUCCCGUAAUCUAGUUAAAGGUCUAAUCAUGUGACCUCAGAUGCCCCGAACGGCACCGUUUACGUUUAAAACCCGCUCAGCAGAUCUCAUCAGGGCAUCAGAAAUGAACUCGUAAUGAUUUCAAACACCUGGAUCAACGGGUGUUUGUUUCUGGGUCCCAGACGUGAAAAAUAUGAUCUUUAAUAAAGAAUAUUCAAAGUUUGUAGAUUUUAUGAUCGGUUUAUUUAUUAUUGCCAGGAAAGGUUUGGAUAAUAAAUGUGUGAAGUGAUCCAGCUGUUACAAUCAUGGGUUUAGAGCUAGUUUGUUUAGUUACCAUCGGUUAAAGGUUAACCCGUUCCGAUUCGGGUCGACCCAGCACAACUCCUGUGGCGUUUCUUACCUCUGGUACUCGGUUGAUGAUCUGGAUUAAAUAAUCUGAGUGGAUUUGGGGUGAUUUUCUGACCACCCCCUGUAGAUUCUGGUCCCGCUGAGACCAGAUCCUGUGAAAACCCGAAGCAGGACCCAGAACCAGCGUGGCUCUGUUGUCUGUCUGCUGAUUGGUGGACAGUUUUCUUGAACAUGAUUUGUAAAAGACCCCCCCCCCCCCCCCCCCCCCCCCCCCCCCCACACACACACACACACUCUCUCUCUCUGUAAAAGCAUCUUCUCUGCAUUCUACAAAAAUCACAUUUUGAUCAUUUUAAGAUUUUAUUCUGAAAGUUUUUGGGACCAAAGACAGAAAGUUACUGAUUCCCAAAAUAAAAGCGAAAAGUUCUGUUGGAUCUGUCGCCUUAAAGCUUCGCUCACCAAAGCACGCAAUUAACUAAAGUAUUAACUACACUAAUGCUGCCAGCAGGGGGCGGAGCCUAAAAUGACCCUCGCCUGGCCGCAACGCUCCCGUUUUUUUUUCUGCUAUAAAACGAGCUUCUCAUGAUUCUUUGAAUAUUUAUGAUGAAAUUGUGACUUUCUUCUGCUGUAACUCGAUACGGGAUUCAGUUGUUUGUAAAUAAAGUUAUAAAUACUAUAUAAGCUCA